Molecule: messenger RNA, 3426 nt
Organism: Miscanthus lutarioriparius
Lineage: Eukaryota; Viridiplantae; Streptophyta; Magnoliopsida; Poales; Poaceae
Source: the annotation of a GenBank genome assembly
AUGGAGAUUACGGAGGAGCAGCGGCGUCGCUCCGAGGCCAACCGCCUCGCCGCCCUCGAGAAGCGCAAGCGCCUCGCAGAGGCCGCAGCCGCGGCCGCGCCUUCCACCGCCUUUCCCGCCUCUGGCGCCCCCACAUUCCCUGCCUACGACACUGCCGCCGCCGCCGAGUGGAGGCUCGCCAAACGCCCAAGAAUCGCCCCGCCCGCGCCCCAGCCUCCGUUUGCGCCGCUGCCCCCGCGUCCUUCCCCACCGCCGCCGCCGCCGCCGACUCCGCCUCAGCCGCCGGUGGGGUUCCAGGUUGUGCUGGAGGUAUGCAGCCCCGACGAGUUCUUGGUGGCGGUGGGGCCGGUGGAAGGCAGGGCCUACCCCGGGGAGGCCGAGUGCCUCGGCGCCGUCCAGGACUGUCUCGCUGCGGCUUCGGUUGUACAAUACUCUGCAACGCAGUCGCUAAGUCAAAGCGCACAUCUUCGUCCUGUAUUUAAGUUUGUGGACUAUGAUGUGGUGUUGAAAUGCCUUAAGAAAUUACCUGGAGCUUCUGUGCAAGAAAUACCUUCUAGCACAAAGAGAAUUAUUCAGGAUAUACCUAGGUAUCCUGGCCAAAAGUGGGCUUCUGAUGAAGAAGUAGAUGAGCUUCUCAAGAAGCUGCCACAGCAAAUAAAAGAUGCUCUUUUACCCUUCCAACUUGAAGGGGUGAUGUUUGGGCUUCGAAGGCGUGGAUGCUGCCUAAUUGCAGAUGAGAUGGGGCUUGGCAAGACUCUCCAGGCGAUUGCAAUAGCAUGCUGCUUCAAGGAUGAGGGCUCUAUAUUAAUAGUAUGUCCAGCCGUAUUGCGUUAUUCUUGGGCAGAGGAAUUGGAACGCUGGGAUCCUUCAUUUAUGCCAAAAGAUAUUCAUAUUGUAUUUGGUCAUCAAGACAGUCUUGAACAUCUAAAUGCUACUCCAAGGGCAGUGAUUACUUCUUACCAGAUGCUAAGUCGCCUUAGGGAAAGUAUGGUGAAUAGAACAUGGGCACUGAUGAUUGUUGAUGAAUCGCACAACAUACGCUGCACGACGAAACGAGAAGAAAAAUAUGAGGACUUCUCUAAGGGUACGCGGUUGACAGAGUUAAAUGUUUUGCUCAGUCAAACUGUCAUGAUUAGGCGGCUGAAGGAGCAUUUGUUGAAUGAACUGCCCCCCAAGCGGCGACAGAUUAUUUGGUUGAAGCUAAAGGCACCAGAUAUCAGGGCAGCCACGUCUUCAUGCGUCAAAAGGGUGAACUCUAGCAGUUGUAAUGGAACUCUUACAGUUGAAUUGCCCAGCAAAAGCAAUGAUGAUGAAAAUACAAAAGAGGAAGAAGAUGAUGAUUGCAAGAAAUCUCCGAGGAAUCUCACUCCACAAGAGAUUGGUAUCGCAAAAUUAUCUGGGUUUAGUGAAUGGUUCUCAAAUCAUUUCAUCGUGGAUGGAUUUGGUGCUAACCAUAACCUGGAUCCCCAGUCUAGCUGUCAGAAAACAAUAAUAUUUGCACAUCACUUAAAGGUUCUAGAUGGAAUACAGGUGUUUAUCUCUGAGAAUGGGAUCAAAUUUGUUCGCAUUGAUGGAAGCACACUUCAAAGGGAAAGGAAAGAAGCUGUUGAUUCUUUCCGUUUGGAUCCAGAGGUGAAGGUUGCAAUAAUUGGAAUUACUGCUGGAGGUGUUGGUUUAGACUUCUCGUCUGCUCAGAAUGUUAUUUUUGUGGAGCUCCCAAAAUCAGCUUCAGAAUUGCUUCAGGCUGAGGAUAGAGCUCAUAGACGUGGCCAAACAAAUGCGGUCAACAUAUAUAUAUUCUGUGGAAAGAACACAUCGGAUGAAUCACACUGGCUCCAGUUAAACCAGAGUCUGUUCCGUGUCUCGUCUUUGAUGAAUGGAAAAAAAGAUGCUGUAAGGGAGAUUGAGGUUGAUCAAGUGUGCCAACUUGAGGAAAUCAAGACCACCGAGGAGGAAACACAAUGCAAACUUCAUCCUUCGGAGAAUCAUAAUGCAGAUUUGACCCAUGGACCAAAAUACCUUUUGGAAAGUGAUGAUUUGUCCAUCAAUGGUUUUCUUGGCAUCGAAGAUUUGGAACUUGACUCGGAUUUCACCAUUAGGACAAUUCCUCUUGAAUUUGAGGAUGAAAGACCUGGCACAUCCUUGAAAAAUAAUCCAACUCCAACAGUACUUGAAGACAGAUCUUGUAUUGAUGUUUCUCUUUCGCCAGCUGCAGCCUUUUGCUCUGUGAUUUCUAGUUGUAAAUCAGUAAAGGCUCGUAAGAGGCUUUCUGGAAAUUCUGGGUCCUUAAGUCAAGCUGCACCUGUUCCAGAUUUUCCAAUUCAAGUGGAAUCUCUGCGUUUUGAGGUUAGCCGGCACACAGGCCGAAUCCACUUGUACAGUUGUGUUCCUGGACAUGAUUCAAGACCCAAACCACUUUGUGAAAAUUUUCUGCCAGAAGAAUUGAAUUCACCUUUGUGUUCUCCCAGUGACGUUAAAACAAGAACUCUGCUCUUGAAAAAGAUUCCUGCAUUUUGCAAUGUGUUCAAGGCAUUCAUCAAAGAGUGGUUGGCACUAAGACCAAUUGAUCAGAAUAAAUUGCUUGGAAAGCCAUUACAACUUCCCUUGAGCCUUGAGUUGUGUUUUCUGAAAGAUAGCAUCAACCAUAGCACAGAAGGGAUACUUAAAGGGGGAAGUAAGAGGCGUGCCGCACCAUUGAAUGGUGUCAGUAAUCCUUUGCCAGAAAAUGCUGAAUGGAGACAGGUGGUGUUGCGUAAUGGCACCUGUAAAGAGAGACAGUACACUCAGGGCUGGACCAUUGAUGAUGAACCUCUCUGCAAACUUUGUCAAGGACUUUGCAAUGGAAGGCUUGCAAAGUCACCAGAAUAUUUUGAAGAUCUAUUCUGUGGUCUAGCUUGUUUCCAGGAAUACAGGUUAAGAACCAGUGGCAGGGCCCUGCGGCAGGCACUGUUUCAAAUAGAACGAGGUAAGUGCUCCCAAUGCAAGCUCGAUUGUUGCAAGCUUGUCAAACACAUUAAACCCUUACCCUUGGAAAAACGAGAAGAAUACAUCAGAAAGGUUGCUCCAAACAUUGCGAGGAGAAAGAAACUCCUAGAUAAGCUUGCCCAUGAGCCAAUUGAUGGAAAUGCUUGGCAUGCAGAUCACAUAAUACCUGUCUAUAAAGGAGGAGGGGAAUGUAAACUUGAGAACAUGAGAACACUGUGUGUGGCUUGUCAUUAUGAGGUCACCAGAGCUCAGCACAAGGAACUAAAAGAAAUAAGAAAGAAGGCUAAAGAGCACCUGAAAAACGCCUUGAAUAAACAAAAGGAUAAACCAAGUGAAGCAACAGAAGAACUAGAUGACGAAUUUUUGCUGGUAGCCGUCCCGGGCAGUGCCUACUCCUUAGGAUUUCCUGGCAAUGUUGCUGAUGAAAAAGCUGCCGAAUAG